CCAUCAGACUGCGUAAGUAAAAUGUGGGAAAACCUAGAACAUCCGAGAUUUAUGUGUACCUUGGACAGAAUCGCUCACAGUAGCACUUCCGGGUAGUUUUGUACUGUUCACUGUUCUACGAGGACGUGUAGAGAAGUCUGCAGCAUAAUUACAGAGAGAAGAUGGCAGAGCUGACCCACAUGAUUGACAGCGAGGUCUUCUUGACCUUCUCUACCUACGCCACCAUCGUCACCCUGAAGAUGAUGCUUCUGUCUCUUUUGACCUCCUACUUCCGCCUGACUAAAAAGGUGUUUGCAAACAUGGAGGACACCAGUUUGGCCCACUCCACUGAGGACAAGAAGAAAAUGAUCCGUGUGGAUCCGGAUGUGGAGCGUGUACGGAGAUGCCACCAGAAUGACCUUGAGAACAUCGUUCCCUUCAUCGUGAUUGGCCUGCUCUAUGCCCUGACUGGACCGGACCUGGCCACCGCUGUGCUCCACUUCCGGGUCUUCGUGAUCUCCAGGAUCUGCCACACGGUGUCCUAUGUGCUGGUUCUGCCCCAGCCCAGCAGAGCUCUGUCCUGGGUCACGGGCAUGCUUGCCACCUUCUCUAUGGCCUACAGGGUCCUCAGCACAGCACUCUUUCUCUAGAGACACCAGUCCUGUGAUGGGAUGGAGGCCUACAAUGGCCUCUUCCUUCCUGUGACCCAACUGAAUGUGCUUUUAGAAGUUGCAUGCUUUUCAUGAUUUCAAAAGUAUGAGGGCAUUAGAGCCUGCAUCAAAACCAGACCUGUUAGGUUCAAUCAUGUGAAAUACUUUGUUUUGUACUUCUCUAGACUCUUGCUUUUUUUAAACAUUCAUUUACAGAAACUUGUGGAACUUGGAGGCAGAUGCCCCUGGCCAGCUGUGGAUAUAGUUUUUUUAUUCAAAAUGAAAACAUAAUAGAAGUUGAUACAUAAAGUUAACUUUUCUCAA
Messenger RNA from Hypomesus transpacificus, 953 nucleotides. RefSeq names its product microsomal glutathione S-transferase 1.1 (gene mgst1.1). The record is from RefSeq and is a predicted model, not a curated record. Bases 162 to 629 code for a protein of 155 amino acids. Gene Ontology annotation, cellular component: mitochondrion; membrane. Gene Ontology annotation, molecular function: glutathione transferase activity. Lineage: Eukaryota; Metazoa; Chordata; Actinopteri; Osmeriformes; Osmeridae. The transcript is spliced from 4 exons.